Messenger RNA from Zonotrichia albicollis (white-throated sparrow), 1367 nucleotides. RefSeq names its product Rab9 effector protein with kelch motifs (gene RABEPK). NCBI's taxonomy places the organism in Eukaryota, Metazoa, Chordata, Aves, Passeriformes, Passerellidae. The record is from RefSeq and is a predicted model, not a curated record. Gene Ontology annotation, molecular function: protein binding.
CGCCGCCAUGGCGCCGCGGGCGCUGCCGCUGCUGCAGCCGGGGCGGCGGCCGCGCCCGGGACAGUGGUACCGGCUGAGCCCGCGCGGGGAGCGGCCCCGCGGCCGCGUGGGACUCGGCUGCCUCCUCCUGCCCGGCCGCGUCCUGCUGCUGGGCGGUGCCGACCCCGCCGGGGCCUUCGCGGACGCGCAUUUCGUGGAGCUGGCCCCGCUGCGCUGGGUCCCCGCCGGCUGGCGCGGACUGAGGCCGCGCUACGAGCACGCCACCAUGCUGCCCGCCGCUGGCCCCCCGCGCCUCUGGGUGUUCGGCGGAGCGCACCCCGCCGGGAACCGCGGCUGCGUUCAGGUGCUGGACCCCGAAAUAGGAACGUGGGAGAGCCCUGCAGUGAGGGGGGAGCAGCCGCAGCCUCGGACAUUCCACACGUCCUCGGCGGCCAUCGGGGCCCGGCUCUUCGUGUUCGGGGGUGGAGACAAGGGAGCGGAGCCGGUGAAGGACCAGCGGCUGCACGUGUUCGACACAGCCACCCUGGCCUGGUCCCAGCCAGAGACUCAUGGUGAUCCCCCUUCCCCUCGGCAUGGACACGCUGUGGUUGCAGUUGGGACCAAACUCUUCAUCCAUGGAGGUUUAGCUGGAGAUGUUUUUUACGAUGACCUGUUCUGCAUUGACACUAAUGACAUGAGAUGGGAGAAGAUCCCAGCCACUGGGGAUGUCCCUGGAGGAAGGGCAUCCCACUCCUCGGCAGCAUUCCAGGAGCACGUGUACAUUUUUGGUGGAAUAGGUCCAGAUGGGACACUGGAUACUACGUACAAGUAUCACACAGGAAGGCAGCACUGGACGCUCCUGCAGUUUGAGUCUCCCCUGCCCAGCGGGAGGCUGGACCACGCCAUGUGUGUCAUUCCCUGGCAGGCUGGGGCACACGGGGACACAGGAGGGACCCCAGCUGGGACAGAGCCCCCUGUGGCAGCAGCUGACAGAGCUGAGCCCCUCCAGCAGGGCCUGCGAGAGGGCCGUGCUGAAGACACCUCUGUCCAUCUGCUGUUCGUGUUUGGGGGCAUGGACACCCAGGGGCACAUUCACAGGGACUGCCUGGUCACCCUCAUCGAGUAGAGUCCCCACAGCACCAGCCACAGCCCCUGGGGCUACUUGUGCCCCCUAACCGUGUCCUUACCCUGGGGCAGCUGGCACAGUGCCCCUGGGGGACAGGGGCUCUGCCUGAGCAGGGUCCUGCUGCAGCCCCAGCCCAGGGAACAUGGCAGGAGCCAAGGUGUUUUGAGGCACUGCUGGAGCUGGCACCAGACAAGGUCAUUCUGGACUUAACUAAUCCCAUGGAUUGGAUAAGGAUCAGUUAAAUAAAGAGACCAAAUUUCAA